AUGGAGAAGUUGGAGUCUAAAACUGUUUAUUUUCUGGUGCAAUUUGUUGGAGAUGGGCCGGGACAUGGCAUGUAUGAAGUGAAGAUAGAAGGAGGACAAAUCCUGGGAAAAAUUGGAGGACCACUUGAUCUUGUAGGAAAGUUUUUUGAUAGGAGUGAUCCUGAGGUUCCCAAGGAUUAUCUCUUGAGUGCUACCAGGUUCGGCAGCUGCUCUAAGUUGUAUUUAUUGCAACACGUAGGGGAUGACGGUUGGUGGCUCAGGCAGAGCAGCACCCGCAGCCACGAUGCAUAUAAAGGACGGGUAUUUGACACAGUGAGCAAGAGUUUGAUGCCGUUCAAGCUGCCUAAAGUUAAGAAAGAGGCACUUUUGAUUUCAGCUUAUGGCAAGCUUUAUCACAUUGCACAUCCAUCAACGCAUAUGCCAGAACCCUCUUUUGAGGUAUAUGAUCCAGAUACCGGCUCCUGGACCACGCUCUCUACAUUCCCUGACAAUCGUUUGUCUCACAUUGAUGGUUAUGCUGUUUGUUACGACUGUAUUUUGAUGUCUAUAGAUGACCGAGGUAACUUCUGGGUAUAUCAGGUGACUUUGAAUCAAUGGAAACGAGUUAAAAUCCCAACUGACAGAGACUCAAAUGAUUAUUAUCCUUUCCAUGGUAGAGCUGUGGUUGUAGGCCGUACUAUAUACGCCUUAUCUUUAUACGGGGAUGUUAUGGCAUAUUCUCUGAUGAUGGAAGAGUUGGCUGAUGGUAGUAUCAACUACUCUCUGGACAAACCAGUCUGGUUGCAUGGCUUGCGUAGUCUUUUUUUCAGGGAUGCCAAAUGUGAGCCAAUAAGAACAGAGUGUUUGGUUCAUUUGGGGGGCUUGAACUUUUGCCUUUUGCAAACUGUCGAACGAGAUUUUAGUUUCCAACGAGUGUGGAUCACUAUUUUUGAUGUUGUUUCCAGUGGAGGAAUAAAGCGUAUACGUACUCUAGGUAGUACUAUGCGUAAAGUGGCUAUUAAGGGUCUGGGUUGUUUCUUCAUUGAAUCUGGAUUCUGUCUAGAGUGUGAAGAUUUAGAACCCAAAGGGAGAGAUACUAUGACUACCGCUAGGAAUAUGCAGCCAACUGAUGCUCCUCGAUUGCACAAGCAUGAAAAGGCUACACUCAAGAUUUUAAGGAGGCAGAUUCGCAGACAGAAAAGAAAGAUGAUGAAUCAAAGGUCAAAGAGUUUUGAUAUCUAUGUCCAGAAGUUGAUCACUCAUCCAUAUGCCAAAGAUUUUAAGCAAUGCAUGAAUGAGUUCCAAGAUAUACAUAUGCUCGACGGACAGAAACGCUUGAUGAGGCCACUAAGAGUGGUAACAAGACAUGCAGAUUUCGGUCCUUAUCGUGGUUGGAUGAGAACGAUAAGAAACAGCAGGGCUACUCAUUUAAAGAAGGCUUUGCCAAAAGGGGCGGGUGAAGGAGAACGGUCUACAUUCAGAGAAGAGGACAUUGACACAUUGAUCAAAUUCUUGAGAAACAUCAAUGAGCAUAGAGGGAAAACUAGGGACCAAGUUGACAAGUACUUCCAAGCUGUUUAUAAGGAAGUUAAGAGACUAUUUCCAGGAUUGUUAUCUGUGGUUCAUGAGAAGAUUAGGAUACGGAGGGGUACCUAG
Messenger RNA from Fragaria vesca subsp. vesca, 1635 nucleotides. RefSeq lists its product as uncharacterized. The transcript is spliced from 4 exons. Bases 1 to 1635 code for a protein of 544 amino acids. The record is from RefSeq and is a predicted model, not a curated record. Gene Ontology annotation, molecular function: protein binding. NCBI's taxonomy places the organism in Eukaryota, Viridiplantae, Streptophyta, Magnoliopsida, Rosales, Rosaceae.